Messenger RNA from Bombus terrestris (buff-tailed bumblebee), 2445 nucleotides. RefSeq lists its product as uncharacterized. The transcript is spliced from 10 exons. Gene Ontology annotation, biological process: sensory perception of smell; detection of chemical stimulus involved in sensory perception of smell. The record is from RefSeq and is a predicted model, not a curated record. Bases 1 to 2445 code for a protein of 814 amino acids. Gene Ontology annotation, molecular function: odorant binding; olfactory receptor activity. Lineage: Eukaryota; Metazoa; Arthropoda; Insecta; Hymenoptera; Apidae. Gene Ontology annotation, cellular component: plasma membrane.
AUGCAAACGUCAGACAUAAAGAAUACAAAAUUCCGUAUAACGGACUACGAGUACAAAAGAAACGUGAAUUUAAGUAUCCAAUGGAAUCUUUGGUUAUUAAAAUCCAUAGGCCUUUGGCCAUAUUCAAAUUCCAUUUCAAGAAUCCGACGAUACUUCUACUGGUUCAUAAAUAUCGCUUGUUACAGUCUGAUCAGUUUUCUCUUUAUCCCCUGCGUCUUAUACAUUGUCCUUGAUAUAGAAGAUACUUAUGGUAAACUGAAACAAUUCGGCCCUCUGAUUUUCUGCGCGAUGGCGUUCGCGAAAUAUUAUUCUUUGAUCGUCCACAAAGCUGACAUUCGUGAAUGCUUGGAACGAAUCAAAUGGGAUUGGAAGAACAUGACAAACAGAGAGGAUCGCGAAAUCAUGACAGUGAACGCGAGUUUCGGACGAAAAUUGGUAGUCGUCUGCACCUUGUUCAUGUACAGUGGCUUCGUAUUUUAUUAUAUCGCUAUACCUAUUAGCGUGGGCAAAAUAGCAGCAGAAAAUGAAAGUCUCACCUUCAUUCCACUGGUGUUCCCAUUUUCAAGGUUUAUCGUUGACACGCGUUAUAGUCCUACGAAUGAGAUCGUUUUUUCCAUUCAAUUGGUGGCUGGUUGCCUGAUGCAUGGUAUAACAUCAGCGGCUUGCAGUUUAGCGGCUGCUUUCGCGGUUCACGCUUGCGGUCAGAUGCAGGUGUUGAUGAAUUGGCUGAAGCAUCUUGUAGACGGUCGAUCGGAUAUGAGUGAACGUGUAGAUGGUAGAAUCGCUGACAUCGUGUGCCAACAUGUCCGAAUCCUAAAAUUUUUGACGCUCAUAGAAAAUACAAUUCAGCAAAUUUCUUUCGCCGAGUUUUUAGGAUGUACGCUAGAUAUAUGUCUCGUUGGAUAUUACGUAAUCAUGGAACUGAAAUCGAAUGACGUCACGAGCGCCCUAACUUAUAUGAUUUUACUUAUAUCGAUUACAUUCAAUAUUUUCAUAUUUUGUUAUAUAGGCGAGAUCGUGACUGAGGAGUGUAGGAAAAUUGGCGAAACAUCAUACAUGAUCGAGUGGUAUCGAUUGCAAGGGAACAAGAAGCUUUGUUGCGUUUUGAUUAUUGCUAUGUCGAAUUGUACGAUAAAAUUGACGGCUGGGAACAUCGUAAACCUAACUAUCAACACGUUCGCUGAUGUUGUUAAAACGGCAGUCACUUUUUUAAACGUACAAAGCAGAGUAAUCAUGUCGUCUACCAAAAUCGACCAAGAUUACAAGAAGGGCGUAAAUUUAAGCAUUCGAAGCAGUCGUUGGAUAUUAAAACUGAUCGGCGUGUGGCCAAAUUCUCGGAACGUUUCGUCGGUAAAAAAGUAUUUUCACGUCCUAUUAAACGCCAUUUAUUAUGCUUUGAUCAUGUUUCUCUUGUUACCUGGAAGCUUGUACGUAAUUCUCGAAGUGGAAGACGUUUAUGACAGAAUUAAACUAUUCGGUCCAUUGAGCUUCUGCGUGAUGGCGCUUUUAAAGUAUUAUCUUCUGAUACUUCACGAAGAAGACAUUCGCGAGUGCGUUGAACGUAUCGAAUGGGAUUGGCAAAAUAUCACGUACCCUAAAGACAGAGAACUCAUGAUGACGAAUGCUAACUUUGGAAGAAAACUAGUCAUCGCGUGCACCUUUUUCAUGUACAGCGGCUUUAUCUUUUUUUACAUUGCUGUACCGAUGAGCGUUGAAAGAAUACCAGUAGAGGGGACCAAUGCAACCUUCAUCCCCAUGGUGUUCCCCUUCUCGAGAUUUAUUAUCGACACUCGCUACAGUCCUACGAAUGAGAUAGUGUUUUCUAUACAAUUUUUGGCUGGCGCCCUGAUGCAUGGUAUAACUUCAGCCGCUUGCAGUUUGGCUGCGAUAUUUGCUGUACACGCCUGCGGCCAAAUGCAGGUGUUGAUGACUUGGCUAAACCAUUUGAUAGAUGGUAGAUUAGACAUGCAUGAUUGCGUCGAUCAGCGAAUCGCCAAGAUCGUGAGUCAACACGUUCGAAUAUUGAAAUUUUUAUCCCUUAUAGAGAGAGCGCUUCAACAAGUAUCGUACGUGGAAUUUUUAGGAUGUACAUUAGAUAUAUGUCUUCUUGGAUAUUAUAUCAUCAUGGAAUGGAAUUCGAAUCAUCUAACAGACGUCAUGACUUACAGUGUGUUACUUGUAUCCCUUACAUUUAAUAUUUUUAUAUUUUGUUACAUAGGAGAGCUCGUGGCUGAUAAGUCUAGGAAAGUAGGAGAAAUGACGUACAUGAUUGAAUGGUAUCGAUUAUAUGGAAAGAAAAAACUAUGUUGCGUUUUGAUAAUCGCAAUGUCCGAUUCGUCGAGAAAAUUGACAGCAGGGAAUAUCGUGGAAUUAUCUAUGAGUACUUUUUCCGAUGUAGUUAAAACAUCGGUUACUUUCUUAAACGUGCUACGAACAUUAACUUGA